CGGCUCAUUAGCCAGCGGCGUCGCCGCGAUGAACUUGUCGGGAACCUGAGGGCCGGAGCCGCAGCCAGGGACAAGAGCCGCAGCCGCCCACGAAGGCAGGCAGGCAGGCAGGCAGGCAGGCAGGCGGGUCCCGCGCCUCGGCGCUCCCCGAGUGGAUGUAAAGCGCUGGGCCAGCGCCGCUCCAAGAUGCUUCUAGUUUCCCCGCGGGUAGAAGCACCACGCAUGGAGCCCCACAUCACGGGAUCCGUGAAGAGGAAAGUGGCAGAUGACGCGUCUCCAGCCUCCGGCGCCAUGCCUGACGUCCUCUUCCCGAGCGAGAGCAAGCGACUUUGUCUUGAUGACGUCACUCUUUCCAUGGGUCCCGGGACCAAUUCUGUUUCAUGCCCCGAUAUGCAAGGCUCUCCAUUUUCAACCAAUCAUGGGACUUCCUCGAUGCCCGGACAUGGAAUGCUCCUUGAAAAUAACCACAUGAACGGGAGCGGAAUUGGCUCUCCAUUUUCCGUCCCACCUAAUGCUGAAGUUGGGCAAAAAGGGCCUCUCGGGGGCCAUUACGGUGAAAAAGGGAGCAACAUGCACGCCAUGGACCAAGAACUUCAAGAUUUGUUGGAAGAGUUGACCAAGAUGCCGGACCCUUCUCCCAACGAAUUGGACCUUGAGAAGAUCUUAGGGAGCAAACCUGAAGAGCCCAUGGGGAACUUGUCCCACCCGCCCUCAGCCAUGAACAGCUCUUCCAAAUCUUCUCCGCAGGCUACCCCCUUGGACAAUCACCUCCCCAACAAAGAUUUUUCUCCUGGAUGCAACCCAAGCGGUGGGUCUCCGCAGAUGACGUCUUCUUCUGGAGCCAGCUACUCGGUUCCGUCUCAGAACAAGGCUGUCGCUUCGCCCAUUUCUUCAGCCACACCCAACAAGGGUCAAACUCAGGCCAUCCACAUGCCCGGGACAAACUGGCACGCCCAACAGUUGAAGCACUUAGCCAGCAAGCAAGCUCCAACUUCCAAACCCCCAACUCCAAAUUGGCCCACCAUAUCUUCUCAAGGUCUUUCGCCUCCUUACCGGCAAGGGUCUUCUCCGCACCACCAGCCCUUCAGUCCUCAAAAUGUCUUGAUCUCCAACAUGACUCCGAAUGGCCUUCCAGGAAGCAACAUUCAGAGUCCGCAGAACCCUCUGCUCUCCAGCAUCACAUCCAACAGUAACCCACCCGGAGGUCUAUCUCCACCUUUUGGGCCAGAGAAGCUCUCCAGUCCGGUCCUCAAUCAGCAAUCGUUCAGCCCUCCGAAUUCCAUCAUGCCCAACAUUUCAGCCAACAGCAUUAAGAGUUCUCCCAACCCUUUGGGGCCUCCCAAUGCUGGACCUUCACCGUACAGGCCGGAGAAGCUUUCUAGCCCAGCUUUGCACCAACAACCUUUCAGCCCUCAAAGCACCUUGAUCUCCAACCCCACACCGACCAGCAACCCCACCAACAUGCCAGGUUCCCUCUACAAAGCCAUGCCGUCCACCCAGUCCAAGAACAUGAAUGUCAUCAUGACACAGUCUUCCAACAGCAUCCAAACAGGGUUGGGGAGCGAAGGUCCUGUUGCCCAAGACCAGUUUUCUUUCAGCAAUACCAAACCCCUCUCCCAUUUCAGUUCAGAGACGACCCCUCCCCAGAAGAUGUCGCCGAUGGCUUCCACCACGGGGCAACAGUCACUCAUGCACUAUCUUCAGCAACAAGCUGCAACCUCGCCGCAGUCGCAACAAGUCAACAACAACCAGUUCCUUCAGCAGCAGCUCCGGCAGUUGAUGCAACCGUCUCGGAUGCAACAACGGCACGUCCAGCCAUCCCCGUUGUCAUCGCAGGUGCGGCAGGACCAGGCGCCUGGCCUCGGUGCUCGGAUGCAGGAGCCAGGAGUCCCCGCCAACUCAGGGUCAGUGCCUGCCCAGGCUCCACCGUUGGUGAAUGACUACACCAUGAGGAACCAACUCCUAAAGCAGCAAAUCAUGAGACGGCGGCAACAGCAGCAACAGCAGCAACAACAACAGCAGCAGCAGCAGCAACAGCAGCAGCAGCAGCAACAGCAGCAACAGCAGCAGCUCCAGGAAAAGCAGAGGCACAGCAUGAUGGGUGUGGCAGCUGAGCAAAGGAGUCCCUUUGUAGGUCAACAGAUGAACCAGUUUCCCGCAGUUUCGCAGUCCCUGCCGACCGACUGCAGCCAGUCCAUGCAAUCCCCUGGCUCCACCCACCGCAUGAUGCAACCUACCCAAGGGAUGCUCCAGAGCACCUUGGGCCCUGGCCUUGGGCCCACCGCCGUGAACCAGAACAGCGGAGCCAUGGUGAUGAUCCCCCAUAACCCCAACAAGCAACCCGCCAUCUUCCCCCAGAAUACCGAUUUCAACCUCCCGCUCCGAGGAAGCCAAAACUCGUUGGCCAUGACUUCGGGAUGUCAAACCGUUCACAGCCAUCCGGCAGCCCGGCCAGGGAUGGCUGCGCCCAACUUCGCAGCUGGGGCUUUGGUCACCCAUUCUUCCGCCCAGCAGCACUUGAGACAACCCACCAUGGCCAGGAUGCCUGCCAUCUACUCCAAUUCUUCGGCGCCGAUGUGGACGCCAACAGUCGUCCCCAGGAUGCCCAGCCAAAAUCCGAUGGAGGCCACCAUGCACCAGUUCCCAAACAACCCCAUCUUCUCCAAACAGAACAUCAGGUCAAGCAUCCCCAGCCAACCGUUUUCUCACCAAGCCGGACCUCCACCCAACCAGAUUGUUCCCGGGAUGCAGGCCAGACAGAUGCAAAAAAUGAACCUUGGACCUUCUAACCAAAGCUUAAUCCCUCCAAAUAAUCAGAACCUGAGACAUGGUUUAACCAGAGGACCCUUGCCAGCUGCCAUGAAUGUCAUGAAAUCCAUGCCCCAAGGGGUCUCGGGGUUCAGCCAACUCAACGCUGGCCCAGACGUUGGGCCACCCAGUUAUCCAGGCUCGACUGGGCAGUCCUCCGUAACGUUCAACAGGAUGAACGCUGCUUUGGAGUUGUCGCCGCAAUACGACUUUGUACCACAACAGAACAACGCCAUGUUGCCCGGGACGUGCAGCGAAGCUGACUUGAUCGACUGCUUGAUGAAGAACAGCGGUGGCACGGAUGAAGACUGGCUAAAUAAUUUGACAUUGAUAGAUGAUAUUUUAGGACAACACGUUCAGAGCGCCGGACAUGUCUGAUUCUCGAGAGGAACGGAAGGAAGUGUAAAUAAUUUUGCAGGAUCUGGAACGGAACCCAAGCAGUGACAAAAACAUAUUUUAAAUAAUCUUUUUUUGUCCCGAAUCGAAAGGAAAAAAGGAUGUCCACUUUGCUUAACUGCCCUCGGGUGGGUUGUUUUUUUGUUUUGUUUUUUUCAAGCAGCUGUGUACAUAUUUGAAUAUUUUGUAAAUUAUGUUUUCCUAAACAUUAAAUAUGGAAGUAUUUAUACUUCUUUGCUGGACGCUGUAAAUACCUUAUAGACUACCUUUUUUUUUUCUUAUAUUAUAGGAAUUACACUUUGUUCUAAAUAUGCAAAUAUUAUUGUUAGUUCCAGUAAUACUGUGUAUUACAGCAUCAAAUAUUUUAUGUUUUUGACAUAACGUAUGAAUGAGGGGUGCCCUGGAAAACAGAAUAAACCGAAAGUAAAAUCCGCAGCUAUUCUUAACUUCCGUCCUUCUCCUAGCGCAAAUUGGAUAAAUCCCCGUUUUUUCAUCAGCCGCCAAAACAGCUUCACAAAAUAGCUCCGUGUGACAAGUUGCUACACAAAAUGGAAAAAUGUCGGGGUUUUGGGUUUUUUCCCAUCUGGGGGUUUCUUCACGCAGUGAGUCUCUUCUAACGGCAAUCUUAAGGGGGGACAGGCAAAAUUUGGGGUGGGGUCAGUAGUGGGUUUCACUUACCGUCGCUACCAGUUCGGAAGCGUGAGUGCUCGCACAUAGCGCUUGUACGCAUGCGCAGAGCAUCCGUGAUGACAUGUGGGCGGGUGAGUGGAGCCCCUCGCCGCUACCAGUUCGCACGAACUGGGGCGAACCAGUAGAAACACUGGGUGAGGUGUUACAUGCAUUGGAAAGCCAAUUCUUUGAAUCUGAUGUAGUCUGUGUUAAAAAACAAAACAAAAAAACCGGUGUGAACAUUCUCCUUAAAAACAUAAUUGCUCCAAAUUAGCCGAUUCCUGGAAAUUGUAAAAAAAAAAAAAAGAAAAAUCAAUUUCCCCAAAAGCAAUCUUCUGAGAUUGUUCGGUUCUUUGCUUUCUUCUAGCUCUUUCUGUUAUUUGUACACCUCCUGGACACACAGGCGAACGGAAGCCUCGUUUUUGUUUUAAUUUUCUAACAAUUCCUGUGUUGUGCUACCUCUAACUAAAGACACCAGUGCUCUGUAGUUUCCCCUUUAAUUACUUUGAUUCUUUUUUUAAAAAAGAAAAGAAGCGAUUGAAAUAUUAGGAGUCCCAAUAAAUGCAUCUGUAGGUGUUGUGUACCAGAGCUGGCAGCAGAUUCGGACAGUGAGGAGGUUGGGGAGGAACGUGGGCCAGUCCUGGAGUCUGGGGAAGGCUCAGACGAGGGCUCUAAGUCGGAGGCAGAGAGGGAGCCAAGGCCAUCUGGUAGUUCUUUGCUGCCUCCAGAUUCUUCGGAGUCUGACAUCAGCGAGGCAGAAGAACAGCGGGAGCCUAUUCCCAGUGUGCGCAUGCGCAGAGCUGCCAGAAGACAGGAACAAUUAAGGAAACAGGGUCGACUUGGGAGUAAGGCUUGGAGAUGAUUGGCCCUUCCCAUAAGACAUAAAAGAGAAGCGAACGGGACGUGAGCUUUUGCAGGAAGCAAUUAGUUCAUCUGGCCGGUAAAAGCUCUGGGAAAGUUCUGUUUGACUCUGUGCUAAGUUUGGCCUUGCCCUGCGUGUGGCAAUUAAUUCUCUGGCAGCAUUCCAAGGGAGAUUAGGUGGGUGUUUGUAAACACUCCCCUGAAAGACUGUUUGAGAAGCCUUUCGGACUGUGAACGACAAUAAUUCACAGCCGUUUGAAUUAAAGAGGUUUGCCGGGACGAAGAUUGUGCCGUAUACUUAAUUUUUGGCCAAAGGGUAUAAUUCUUUUAAAUUUUUAAAUUUUGUAUUGGAUGUUUUUUACUUGGCUGUGCACCGCCCUGAGUCCACUAGGAGAAGGGCGGUAUACAAAUUUAAAUAAAAUAAAUAAAAUAAAUAAAUACUUUCUAAGGAAGCCUAGGUCAGAACAGUAGGUGUGAACGAACCCCGGGGAUAAUCUCAAAAGAAAAGUGCACAGCUGAGAGUAGCUACUUCCUUCCCAAACAUACAUCGGCAAGGCCACAUACACACACACACACCACUUGAGAGUAAAGGCAGUCCUCGGCAUACGUAAUCUGUCCAUGAUAAUUGUACGACAGUCGUAAAACCAUCUUUGCAAGCUCUUCUUUUUUUUUUUUUGUGGCAAGCGUUAAGAAAAAUGUCAUAAAUUAGCCGCCGCAGUCAUUAAGCGAAUGCCACGGCUCUUAAGCAAACCAAUGUUUCCUGAUUGGCAUGGUUUUGCUGAAAACCCGACGUAAGUGCCCGUUUUCAGGGAAACCGUCAUAAAAUGCGACUGCGGGGCACUUUUCAUAAGCCAUCAUUGUGGCUAUGUUGCUGAGCACCAGAUUGGCCAUGUGACUGCAGAGGGGACGCGAUUUGAAUCCAGGCUGUAAGCCCUAUUUUUGGAUCAGUUGUAACUUUGAAUGGUCACUAAGUGAACGGUCGUAAAUCAAGGACUCCACCAACCAAGACAUAUGCAAAGCUGCCCCUGGAGAAAUCAAGAGAGCGUAUUAGAAUGCCACGGCUAGGUUUGCAAAAUUAUCUAUGCCAGGAUGCCCAGCUCUAAAAACAAUUGUCUUUCUGAUUUGCCCAGCUCAAUCAUGUAUAUUUGUAGCAUACAAAUGCUUUGUUUUUGGCUCCAAAUUAUUAUUAUUAUUUUGUAUUCUGUUUUUAAUAUACAGAUUCCCCACCCCCCUCGUGCCCCAAUUCCCCGGGAUAAAGAUGUCGAUUAAAAACACAGCAUAACUUAACUUUGGAUGUUUUUUCUGUCAUGUAUAUUUAAAGAGUCUGUUUAUCAAAGAAAUCCAUUGUACUGUACACUUCUUCAAAAAAAAAAAAAUGUUCCUACUUUGUGUAACCAUAUUUUAAUAGCCACAACCUCCUCCUUCAUUUGUAAAAUUAACAUUCAUGUCAGACACACCAAACUGUUUUUUCCUUCAUACCAUAAUAAACUGCCAGGGAAAAAAUUGCA
This is a messenger RNA of Pantherophis guttatus, 6242 nucleotides long. It is a transcript of the gene MAMLD1, whose product is annotated as mastermind like domain containing 1. Gene Ontology annotation, cellular component: nuclear body. Lineage: Eukaryota; Metazoa; Chordata; Lepidosauria; Squamata; Colubridae. The record is from RefSeq and is a predicted model, not a curated record. Gene Ontology annotation, biological process: regulation of transcription by RNA polymerase II.